UAGUUGGCCACAGUGAGCUCGUUCUCGUUGCGGCUCCUUGCACGACGCGACGCGAGCACGCUUCUGGCACGGCCGGUCGUUAGCCUGGUUUUAACGCCGCGAUGCCGCGCUAUUGUGCGGCAGAGGGUUGUGGCAACAGCUUGUCACGUCGCGAGCUGCCGAUGCGCAAGUUUCCGGCCGACGAGAAACUCCGUGCUGUGUGGACCCGCCUCGCGCGUCCCUCGUUUCCCACGUGGGUUCCGAACCCAAAUGAUCGCCUGUGCUCCGAUCACUUCUGCGAUGACGACUACGAAAGAAGCCCCAGCGCGCUGAAGAGCGUCGGUCUGCCCACAAAGAGCGUACGACUGAAAUCAGGAGCUGUUCCGAGCAUCUUCUCAAAAAAGCGGAAAGCCAACCCGCUGAGCGAACCGCUCGAAAAGCGACGCAAAGUGAAUCAGGCACCUCUACUUGAUGCCACCAACCUCCCGGUUGGAGUCACUGACAGAUGUUGGGAGACUGAACACGAAGAGGCAGAACCAUCUGUGUGCUCAGCGACCCGAAGCACGUCCCUGAGCAGUGUGGUUGAUUCUGCGGCAUCCACGACCACCCAGGGCAGCCCCAGGACCCCCGCAGCGAUGACAAGCGCAUCUCUGAGCGGUGUGAUUGAUUCUGCGGCAUCCUCAACCACCCAGGGCAGCCCCAGGACCCCCGCAGCGAUGACAAGCGCGUCUCUGAGCGGUGUGAUUGAUUCUGCGGCAUCCUCAACCACCCAGGGCAGCCCCAGGACCCCCCCAGUGACCCAGGGUGCAUCGUCCAGCUGGCUCCUCGCUCUUGCUGCAUCCCCAACCACCUUGGUACAAACAGGCAGCCCCAGCAUGCCCACAGCAACCCAAAGGGUCACAAGUGCAGGUACACCCACUCUGCACGCAGCAUCCAGGCGCUGCAAGAAAAAGUGUGCAACGACGCAGACAGCAGGCUUGCAAAGAAAUGCAGCAAUCCAAGCAUGCAUCAAGCCACCGUCAAGGACCCGGACUGUCCAGACAGAGGUUUCUGGGACACUGUUGUGGGCUUCCUCCCCGUUGCAUUCCUCGGAUCCAUGGGACCUCGAUUCCUCGGGCGAGCAGCAAAGACAAGCCGCCGACCCUGACUAUUCUCCAUCGGAAGACAGCUUUGAGAGGCCUCAGAAGCAAGCGCCAUCCCUGGUGGAAGAGAGGAAAUUCAUCGUCUUUGAAUCCUGCCUUGAUGUGCUGCUCGACACGUGCCGAACCUGUGCUGCCUCUGUCAUCCACAUGGACAAGAGUGUUCAAGGCUGCUGUCUCCAGGUUUCCACCGUUUGCAAGAAUGGCCACGUGGAUAACUGGUGUAGCCAGCCGAUCAUCAGGCGAAAGCCGGUUGGCAACAUCCUCAUGGCUGCUUCAGCUUUGUUUACUGGCUGCUGCAUCAAAAAGACCUUGAGGAUGCUGACUGGUAUGGGGAUAGCCUGCUUCACCUACAGGACCUUCUUCACGAUCCAGAAGGCGUUUCUCCAUCCUGCAAUUGAAAAGGUGUGGAACAAGCAUCAGCUGGACCUCUUCACAGCUGCUGCAGGAAAGCAGCUGACGAUCGCCGGUGAUGGGAGGGCGGAUUCGCCUGGUCACAGUGCCAAGUACGGCACCUACACCAUGCUGGAUGUUGACAGCAACAAGGUCCUUCACGUGGAAACUGUCCAGUCCAAUGAAACCGGUGGAAGUUACCACAUGGAGCUGGAAGGCCUCAAAAGGUCCCUCAACAUCUUUGAGGCCCACUGCCUGGUAGUGGGUAUCCUGGUGACGGACAGACACCCCCAGCUCAACGCCUGGCUGGCACGGGAGCACCCGGACAUUUGCCACCUGUUCGACUGCUGGCACGUGGCAAAGGCUAUCAAGAAGAAGCUGGUUGCGGCUGGGAAGUCGCGGCACCUGGAGGAGCUGAGCUCCUGGACCAAGGCGGUGGUCAAUCACCUCUACUGGUCUGCGGGGACGAGUCCUGAGGACCAGGACCUCAUCCUUCCCAAGUGGAAAUCCCUGGUGGCGCACGUGGCAAAUGUGCACUCCCACCGUGAUCCUCUGUUCCCAGAGUGCCAGCAUCAAGAGCUACAUAAGAAGUGGCUAGAGGAAGGAUCGCCUGCUCAUCAGAAGCUGCGGGAGAUUGUCCUUUCCCCACACCUUGUACGGGACAUCCCUCGGCUAUCCACAUCAGCACAGACCUUUGCAACGGAGUGCUUCCAUAGCACCCUGUUGCAGUUUGCACCGAAGCUAAUGCACUACAGCUUCCGCAGCAUGAAGGCAAGGACCUUCCUGGCAGCCUUGCAUUAUAACGAGAACGCAGGAAGGCCCCAGGCAGUGACCAAAGAUGGGGAGCUCGUCUGGGUCAUCAAGUUCCCUAAAGCGAAGAAGGGGGCUGUGGUUGCUCCGCACAAAACUGGCUGCACAUACGAGUAUGUGGGGGAGCUGAUGGCAGCUGUGCUGGACCUGUGCAAGACCAUACCCUCCUAUGCUGCCGCCAUUGAACUGCACAGCCAGGAUGCACCUCCAUUCCUGUCCAGUGCAUAUGAGUGUGCCGACAAACAGGCACUGGUGCAACAACACCAGUCAAGGUUUAACAGGUAGCGAGAUGAAAGUUGGGGCCUGGCUUUGUACAAGUCCUUGCAAGGUCACACUGGCACAAAUCCACAUCCCUGAGUGGGGGAGUAGCUGCCGGUCUCGCAGUGUGUGCUAGAUGCCUUUCUCAUCUCUCAUCUCUUGUGUUGCUGCCGCUCUUGGAGUGGUGCAGUAUGAAGCGUAGAGCGUAGGCUCCUCCUAGUAAGCAGCACUGUAGGGGAGAACCCUUCCGACACCACAGCAGGUGCAUUAGGGUAGUCGGUGCACCAUGAAGCGUAGAGCGUAGGCUCCUCCUAGUAAGCAGCACUGUAGGGGAGAACCCUUCCGACACCACAGCAGUUCAGUGGGUUUUAAGCAGGUUCUGUCCAGCCUUCACCGCUCUCUACUUCUCCGUUACGCUGGAGGUCCAUU
Messenger RNA from Ixodes scapularis (black-legged tick), 3008 nucleotides. RefSeq lists its product as uncharacterized. Bases 102 to 2606 code for a protein of 834 amino acids. Lineage: Eukaryota; Metazoa; Arthropoda; Arachnida; Ixodida; Ixodidae. The transcript has 15 exons. The record is from RefSeq and is a predicted model, not a curated record.